AGUAAAGCAGAGAGAGGCCGUGGCCAUGGAAGAGACGAAGAGAGACAUGGAAAAAGAAGCAGAAAAGAUAUGCAAGAGAUGCAAGCAGAGCUACACUGCGUCUUCUAACACUUCCGCUUCUUGCCGUUUCCACCCUUCUUUCUUUGUUUGUCGUCGUCAUGACGACCAAAAGAGGUACUAUGAAUUGAGACCUGAUGAUCCGCCGUAUGCUGCCAAGUUCUAUGACUGCUGUGGGGCUGAGGACCCUGAGGCUUUAGGCUGCAUUACCAGUUUCCAUGUCUCUUAUGAUGAUGAUUGAUGUGUUAUUUCCCCUACCCCUCUUCAUCACCUGAAUCUUCACUGAAGAUUAAAUCUGUAUAUUUCUGAAUACCUCUGUUCUUGAUAUAAAUGUAACUGUCCUUGUAUUGUCCUUCAUUAAUAUAUCACGAGAGAAUUGGCUAUCUAAUUUAUGUCCCUUUUUCUCGGUUCCUGGAUU
This is a messenger RNA of Theobroma cacao (cacao), 475 nucleotides long. RefSeq lists its product as uncharacterized. NCBI's taxonomy places the organism in Eukaryota, Viridiplantae, Streptophyta, Magnoliopsida, Malvales, Malvaceae. The record is from RefSeq and is a predicted model, not a curated record.